ACCUUUAAUAAGUGGGAGGGGUGGAUGGAUUUCCAAAAUUGGAUCUUACAUUUCAUUUCAUUUUUCAAAUUACCGCGCCAUCAUUUUUUCAAAAGAGGAAUUAAAAAAUACGCGGGAAAGCUUUUCUCAAUGUGUGUGUGCUUGCUUUGUUGUGCGUGCCAACAAAAAUCGCGCCAAAUUAUUUUGAGCAGAAGAAAAACUGCCGAUUUUUGUUCGAAUAGCAUUGACCGAAGUAAGGUGAACAGACUUUCGAGAGAUUGUGGGGUAGUAGCAUUGUGAUAUGCUAAAAAUGUUUAGCGCGCGCGCUUUUUCUGGCUUUUGUCCUCCGUGUGUGUUUUACGUGUUUUUCGUGCAUUUAAUGUUAUCGAUCAUUUAACUCAUCAUCAUCGACGACCACGGCGACUUAUUGCCUUUGACCUGAGGACAUUUAAAUUAUCGAUACUUUUUUGUUUGUUAUCCGUGUGGAAUAUUAUGGAAUAAUCAUUGAAUUUUCAACAAUUUUUUCGACCAAUAAUUUUUCGACUUUUUGAUUUGUUUUAACGAAAAUAAACAAUCCCGAAACGUUUCUGGUGAAACCGCUAAUCAUUCAUUAUGGAACGUAAUGAACAAUCAUUUGAUGAUGAUAAUAAUGUUGGUGAUGAUGAAUUGUCAGCCGAUGAAACUUUAAAUAAUCAUCCAAUUUUAAUGAGACGUGUUUUACGAACAAGAAAUCUUGAAACAAGUAAACCACCACCAAAUUUCGAAGAACAAAUCAUACGAAAACGUGGCCGUCGUCAAUGGGAAAAAUUAAUACCAAAAACACCACCAAAACGUGCUGUAAAACGAUCAUUAUUGAAUGAUAAUAAUGAUUCAACUUCGACGACAACAAUAAGUCCUCGACCUAAACCAAAUGAAUCACCAUUUACAAAAUGUUUACGUGGAUUAAUGAGUCCAAUACCAAAAGUAAAUAAUAACCAUGAAGAGUCAUCAACAGGAAUAAUAAAUCGUGUAUUAAGAUCAACCGAAUCACAUAAAUCAUUUUAUUAUUCACCAAAUCCACCAUAUAAUUUACGUUCAAAAGAUUUGAAUAGAACAAUCAAUGAUAGUGGUAUUGGAUUAACACCUGAUUUUCAAAAUAAUGAUACACCAUCAUCAUCAACGUCAUCAUCUUCAUCAUCAUCAAUGGUUAGAUCAAAUUCUUUACAAUCAUCAUCAUCAUCAUCCAGUAUCAAACGUAUCAAUCGUGUACGGCGAAGAUUUGAUUUUCUAUAACCUAU
Molecule: messenger RNA, 1256 nt
Organism: Dermatophagoides pteronyssinus (European house dust mite)
Lineage: Eukaryota; Metazoa; Arthropoda; Arachnida; Sarcoptiformes; Pyroglyphidae
Source: RefSeq, a predicted model, not a curated record